UUCGUGUAAGUAGCAUUUGUACCUACUAAGGUUUGCAGUCAGCAAUUUUCCUUGAAGUAUUAGAUUAGACAACCAAAUGUGACGUGAGUGCGAAAGUGCAAAAAAAAAAAAAAAAAAAAAAAAAAAAAAAAAAAAAAAAAAAAAAAAGAAGAAGGAAGAGUGCAAAAAAAAGAGAGCCGCCUCCUGCCACGGAUCGAGGACAUGUCAUCCCGCCGAGUGAAUAAAUUCUUUGUCGUAUCGGGGGGCCCGAGGAUUGUCAUCAUCGAAUAAUCGAGGUGUAAUAACAGGUCGGGGAUUGAGAAAAGGAAGAGGAGAUUAGUAGAGAAGGAGGAUCCCCGAGAAAUGGAGGCUUUGGUGGAGUACAACUACGAGGCACAAGAGCCAGACGAGCUCACCAUACGUAAAGGUGACAUCAUCAAAGACAUCAAAGUAACAAUUGGGGGUUGGUGGGAAGGCACCUUGAGAGACAAGCGCGGCAUGUUUCCCGACAACUUUGUCAAAGUGCUGGAUCCGCAGGAGGCAGCCAGAAAUAAUGCAGGAAGUGAUAAGAGUGCUACAAUGAAGCACGACGGUGAAGUUACCCUGCGAAAUGGAUCCGAAAGGAGGGUGUGCAGAGUGAUGUUUAGCUACGAGCCAUGCAACGAUGACGAGCUCAAGCUUAUUCCAGAUGAUUCUAUUGAAUAUUUGGGAGAGGUAGAAGAGGGCUGGUGGCGAGGUAAACUCAAAGGAAGAAUAGGCGUUUUCCCUUCAAAUUUUGUUUCGUCUCCUGAAAUAACAGAUGAAACGGAUAAAAGUAAAGAUAAGAAAGAAUAUUGCAGAGUACUUUACCCGUAUGAAGCUGCUAAUGAAGAUGAACUUACUAUUGCUGAGGGUGAUGUCAUUACACUGAUGUCAAGAGAUGCACCGGAUAAAGGCUGGUGGAAGGGAGAACUUAAGGGUCAAGUUGGAUUAUUUCCUGAUAAUUUUGUGGAAGUGAUAACAGUGAAAAAUGAACAGUUUACGGAUGGUCCGAUGAACCAAAUGUCUAUACCGAAAUCGCUUGUAAAACAUCAGAUUGGAAAAAAAAAAGAAACGGCUAAUAUUAGGAAAAGUUUAGAAGUAAAAAAUCAGCGUUCCGACAAUAUUGUUAAAAAGAGUUCAGCUUUCGCAUCAUCCUCAUCCUUGUCCGUUAGCAGCGUAACAACCGACAAAAAAACAUCGAAUACUUCGGUAUCAAGUUUAAAACGUUUGGUAGUUGACAACAGUAACGUUAGUCAUAACAAUGGAAAUGCAGGAACUGAACUAGGUGAAGAAUUGGAUGAAGUCGAGAGAGGGGAAGGUGGACCUCUUUCACACUUGACGGCAUCAAGGGCAAAAGCUCCACGACGAAGAUUACCCUCUGCGCAACAUUUAAGACACAAUGUGACCACACCAACUGCACCUGCUGGUGCUAAUAAUAUAGCAGCCAUGGAUAAUAUGACUAAUGGUAAUGCGGAUGUUAUGGAACAAACCGUUAAAGAUGAUGAAAAUGAUGGACUUUUGGUAAAAUUAAAGAAAGCGCCGUGGAUGGAAGAAUUAAAAUUAAAUCAAAUAGAACGUAAAAAAGGAAACACGGAGAAAUCAGAUAAAGGAGAAACCAAAAAGGAUCGCGUGUUUUCGUGGCUUACGUCACCAGCAAACAACUCUGAGGCUUUUCCUAAGCAAGACUUGGAUGGAGACGAUCACAAACCAAAAGAAAAAGAAAGAGACAAGGAAAAGUCUCAUAAAACCGAGCCAACUCCAUCUUCUGAACAGCCAUCUCCAUCUCCUGCGACUAGUAUGCCUGCGUACAUCCCGUAUCACCUUUAUGCUCCGCUCCUAGAUAGAAUUGCAGUAUUGGAAGAGAAGCAGACGAUUCUUCAACGAAAGGUAAAUCAGCUUUCGGAACAAUUAGCUGCCUACGUUGGUAAUGGGGCAAGUGAUAAAGAUUAAAUUGUAACAUGAAGACUUUUUCCGCAUUUUAUCGAUUCUUUGAUAUUUUUUAAGCAAUCGCAACGUGUUGUUUUAUAGGUUUUAUUUGAAAAAAAAUUAUUCUGGUUUUAUCGUUUUUAAUUGUUUGGCGUGUAUUUCUAAACAGACUGAAACAUACAACGAUCAUGCAUCGCGAUUUCGACAUUCCACUUUUUUUUUACCUUUGUAAGUUUAUACCGAAAUGGCAAAGUAACCAAGGAAAUGAUUUUUUGUAACUGGUUCUCGACCUUUACAUAAUUCGAUUUAUUUUAUUUUAAGUUUCUAAUGCUGAAACUAGUUUCUUUAUAAUGUACUUAAAAAGUAGCCGUGUUGAUUAUUUUUUUAGCCAUUAGUAUAGAUUUUAAAUUGACUCGACUGUGCCAAUAAUUUUUUAUCCCAUGUUCAUUUUUUUGGCAUAGGCUAGACAUGAUUUUAAUACGAUUGAUUUCCAUACGACUUACUUUAUACUAAUUUAUUACAGACUUUUUAAAUUUGUAACAAUAACGCACCAAAAUUUGAAAAAUCUAAUUUUUACAGAUUUUUUACCUAUUUAGCUAACGGAAAUGAAAUAUUUAUCAAAAGAUAAAUAAUUUUGGCGUUCAAAGAUCGCUUGGUACUUCUUAUGGGCAAUUUUGUACUUAUGAACAUUUAUAAAUGGUUUAUGCAAAAGAAAAAAAAAUACAGGCAAUGUGUGCUUAGCUGUACCUUAGAUAAACGGUCCGCAUGUCAUCUGCAGUAGAUUAAAAAAAAAGUCACUCGCAAUAAGCGGAUGACACCCUUAAAAAGUAUAUUUUUUAAUCAAGAAUUCCUUGCUUUGGUCGAAAAGUUAAAAGAAAAGCGUUUUAAGGCAGACGAUGAGGAAGCAAAAUAUGUAAUUCUAAGAUGAAAGGAACUAUUUCUGACCAAAUAUCUUGUUAUACGUAUCUUGAAUUGAUAAUUUUGUACUUUUAUAAAAGCACGGCGGUAUGUAUUUAGCCACAAAAAUACGCUGCAGUACCAUCGCAUUGUUUAUUCAGUAUCACGAAAAACCAUAUGAUCAAAAAAAGAGUGCUAGUACUUACGUUAAAAUAAAUUUUUCUUAUUUUGCAAGAAAAAAGAAAUGAAUGCUCGUAUUCGAGUGGGCUACAAGCGUGUGCAGAUGAUAAUAAUAAUAAUAAUAGUAAUAAUAAUAAUUAAAUAUUAAAUACGAAAGAAAAAACCAGUAGAAGAGAAUUUUGCAUUUUUUAUACAAAUACAAAAAGCUCCUCGUCGUUGAUAAAUAAAUGUCCAUAAACGCAACAAAAAUUUUGUAGUCCAGGUUGUAAACGAUGCUUCCGUUAGUCGCUAUAAGAUACUUAUCGCAUGGUCACCAACAGUAUUUCUCAUUGGUAUGUGAAACGAAAAAACGACAAGGAGGGCUUCGUGAUAGCCCGUUGAUAUAUAAAAAAAUGUUCUAGUAUGCCAAGUACAGCUGUUACUUGGUGAGAGAAAAGUCGCAAGUUAUCCUAAUCCUAGUAAAGCAAAAAAAGGAGGCGACUCUAACUGGAUAAAAGACGAAUGAUGUUAUUUACCUAUCGAUAGAAAAAGUUUGUGCGUCCUAUAUUUAUUGAAAAAAAAGGAGAUUUUUAUGAAAAGACGAAAACGCAUAAUACACGUAUAUGUACAUAAUUUUUAGGGAGAAGAAAAUGCGCGUGCGUUUAACGCAAAUUAAAAAAAUAGGACGUAUAAAGAAAAGUGGUAAAACAGAUGAGAUAUUAUAUAUUUUCUCUUGC
Molecule: messenger RNA, 3719 nt
Organism: Copidosoma floridanum
Lineage: Eukaryota; Metazoa; Arthropoda; Insecta; Hymenoptera; Encyrtidae
Molecular function (GO): protein binding
Source: RefSeq, a predicted model, not a curated record